Molecule: messenger RNA, 1237 nt
Organism: Triticum dicoccoides
Lineage: Eukaryota; Viridiplantae; Streptophyta; Magnoliopsida; Poales; Poaceae
Product: auxin-responsive protein IAA16-like
Exons: 6
Coding region: 308-985 (225 amino acids)
Biological process (GO): regulation of DNA-templated transcription
Cellular component (GO): nucleus
Source: RefSeq, a predicted model, not a curated record
UCGAGUGCAGAUACUCUGUAGAGUAGAGAGAGAGUGUGUGUGUGUGGAAAUGUAGUACUCCAUCCUUGUCCCUUCUCCAAGCCUCGCUUGGCCUUUCCGGUCUGUGCCUGCUUCUCGGGCGAAGCACCAGCUUGUCCUCCCUCUAUAUAUAGCUCCCCAUUUCCUGCUGCUUCAGACUCAACAGAGAGAGAGAGAGGGAGAGAGAGAGAGAGAGAGCUGGCUCCUGUGACUUGUGAGGCUGCUGUGUCUGUCUAGCAACCAGUUCUUCAAAAGAGGGUUGAAAGAGAGAGGGGGGGGAGAGAGAAAGAUGGCUUGGAACGGGUCGAAGGAUGAGGAAGAGAGGGGGCUUGAGCUGAGCCUCGGCCUGCCUGGCUACUUCUCCGGAUCACCAGGCCAAGAAGGCUUGGAGGGGAAGGGAGGCCGCCGUGGUGCUGCUGGUGCUGGAGCAAAGGGAAGAAGCAACGUCUCCAAGCCAAGCAGGCCGGCGGCCGCCGCUCCGGUCGUGGGGUGGCCUCCGGUACGCUCCUUCCGGCGGAACCUCGCUUCCUCGUCCAAACCGCCGGCCGCCGAGCCACGCCACGGCGCGGGCGGCAAGGCUGAUGGCAGCAUCUACAAGGGCCGGUUCGUGAAGAUCAACAUGGACGGCGUCCCCAUCGGCCGGAAGGUGGACCUUAAGGCGCACGGCAGCUACGGCAAGCUCGCCGACGCCGUCGACCACCUCUUCCAGGGCCUCCUCGCCGCUCAAAGGGACGAGAGCUCCUGCGCGGGGGAGAAGCCUGCGGCGAUCACGGGGCUGCUGGACGGCAGCGGCGAGUACACUCUGGUGUACGAGGACGACGAGGGCGACCAGAUGCUGGUCGGGGACGUGCCAUGGGACAUGUUCAUCGCCACCGCGAAGAGGCUGCGCGUGCUGCGGAGCUCGGAUCUGAACGCGUCCUCGCUACGAGCGGCGGUGAGCCGGAAGAGGGGAGCGGCCGAGUGCUGAGCCAUUUAUUUAGGGAGAACACAUAUGUCGCUCUCGAUCGGAAUGUUUUCUAUCCUUUUUGCAAGCUAGCUAGACUUUCUGCUAUCGAUCUGUAUAAAUUUCCCGGAUCUCUUGGCUAUCAUCGUGUCAUGUUGCUAUCAUCGAGCAGGCCUGACUUGCACUGUUAGGAUCAUGUAUCUAGUGCAGUGUCGUAACUCGUAAGGUGUUGAUUUUUGGAACGGCGCAGGAAUGCUAAGUUUGGCUUUUAUCGAC